AUGAGCUUGCCCGCCGCCGCCUCCGUCCGGCCGCGUUCUCCGCCCAGGAACUCUGAGCCUUACGGCGGGGAGGGCGCGGGCGUUGCUUCGGGCGCCGGGAGGUGCUGCGGAGAAUCGAGGAGGAGUACGGGCAGCCCGAGGGCACGGCGCCCCACGAGGCCGUGCAAGCUGCGGCGUGCCGCGUGCUGCAGGUGGCGGAGGGCAGGAUCCUCCUCGUGUACCACUACUACGGCCACCACCGCCUCCUGCAGCCGACCCGGUCCUUCGUCAAGCCGCCUGCGUCAGAUGGACGGGCGGCCACCCUCGUCGCCGGAGAUGACGCAUGGGUUCCAGCCCGACCCGACCGUCGAGGAGCCCCCGAUGCCGCAGCUGUGGGCGGUCCUGCGGGCGGAGAUGGAGGCGGAGGCCGUGUCGCAGGAGGAGGUGCGAAGGGGCGUGGAGGAGACGGCGCAGGUGCGGGAGGCGAGAGCCCGGGAGGAGGAGGACCCAGCUCUCGUGACGCACAUCUUCGACAUCCACCGCAAUGAGACCGUCCAGUUCAUCCUGCGGCAGAGGCAGUACGACGAGGCCCACCGCGAGGAGACGCUGAGGAAGAAACGCGAGGAGAGAGAAGGGAAAGUCGACAUCAUUGCCCCGUACAUUCCCCUCUUGACGGUCGGUAUUCAGGCUUCUCUCCAUAGCUUUGUUUAUUUAUGA
Molecule: messenger RNA, 696 nt
Organism: Penaeus vannamei (Pacific white shrimp)
Lineage: Eukaryota; Metazoa; Arthropoda; Malacostraca; Decapoda; Penaeidae
Source: RefSeq, a predicted model, not a curated record